CUUGCCACCUUCCUGGUGAACAGGACUGGAUUCGGACUGAUGACAAGAGGAAUGGUCAGCUGUCCUCAGAGCACGUGAAGGACAUUUGUAGAUGAAUCUCACAAACCUGAUGUGGAGUGAAACAAACAUAAAAUGAUACGUCGUAUGCGAUUCCAUUGAUGUAUAAAACGCAAGAGGGCACAUUCAUAUCUUGUAUUCUGGGAGACUGGUCUCUUUAACCAUCAUAACAAGCUAAGGAGGAGCUACUCUAAUUACCUCUACUUACAACACGAGAAAACCAAGGCCUGAAACAUGAAUUAACUUGCUAGAGGCUACGAAGGGGAAGAGCCAGGAUCAGAACGCAAAGGGUGUAAUUCUGGGAGCAGAAUCAUGAGCCGGAGUCUGCUGUAUCACAUCCCCAGCUUCCUGGGACUGUUGCCCUUCUGGAUAUUGUGUACGUCUUCUACCAACAAAUGUGCUGUUAGGCAUGAAGUCGCUGACUGCAGUCAUCUGAAGUUGACUCAAAUACCCGAUGACCUCCCAGCAAACAUAACAGUGUUGAAUCUGACCCAUAAUCAACUGAGAAAAUUACCGCCUGCCAAUUUUACAAGAUACAGCCAACUUACUGUCCUGGAUGGAGGAUAUAACUCCAUCUCCAAAUUGGAUCCAGAGCUGUGCCAGAAACUGCCCUUGUUGGAAAUUUUGAACCUCCAACACAACGAACUCUAUCAACUUUCUGAUAAGACCUUUAUCUUCUGCCUGAAUUUGACUGAACUCCAUCUUAGGUACAACUUAAUCCAUGCAGUGCAAAGUAAUCCCUUUAAAAGCCUGAAGGCUUUAAUCAAAUUAGAUCUAUCGCAUAAUGGUUUAUCAUCUACUAAAUUAGGAACUCAGCCCCAACUGGAAAAUCUCCAAGAGCUUCUAUUAUCAAAUAAUAAAAUUCAGGUACUAAGACGUGAAGAACUUGAUUUCCUGGGCAAUUCUUCUUUAACAAAAUUAGAGUUGUCUUCAAAUCAAAUUAAAGAGUUCUCUCCAGGGUGUUUUCACGCUAUUGGACAAUUAUUUGGUCUCUCUCUGAACGAUGCCCAGCUGGGUCCCAGUCUCACAGAGAACCUUUGCCUGGAAUUGUCAAACACAAGCAUUCAGACUCUCUCCCUGGGCAAAACCCAGCUGUACCGAACAAGCAAUAUGACUUUCGCUGGACUGAAGCAGACAAACCUCACCGUGCUCAAUCUUUCCUCUAACACCUUAAGUGUCAUCGGUAAUGACUCCUUUGCUUGGCUUCCACAUCUAGAAUAUCUCUUCCUGGAGUAUAAUAAUAUAGGACAUUUGUCUUCUCGCUCCUUUUAUGGGCUUUUCAAUGUGAGAUAUCUGAAUUUGAGAAAUUCUUUCACUAAACAAAGCAAUUCCCGUGCUUUGCUUCCGAAGAUCGAUGAUUUUUCUUUUCAGUGGCUGACACAUCUGGAGUAUCUUAACAUGGACGAUAACAACCUUCCAGGCAUAAAAAGCGACACAUUCACAGGACUCGUACAGCUGCAGUAUCUAAGUCUGUCCAACUCCUUCUCCAGUUUGCGAACUUUAGCAAAUGAGACAUUUGUAUCUCUUGCUCGUUCUCCUUUACUUGUGCUCAACCUAACCAAAAAUAAAAUCUCAAAAAUAGAGAGUGGUGCUUUUUCCUGGUUGGGCCACCUAAAGGUGCUUGACCUCGGCAUUAAUGAAAUUGGGCAAGAACUCACCGGUGAGGAAUGGAGAGGUCUCGAAAACAUUGUGGAAAUCUACCUUUCCUACAACAGAUACCUACAACUGACCAGCAACUCUUUUGCCUUGGUUCCAAGCCUUCGACAACUGAUGCUCCGACGGGUGGCCCUUAAAAACGUGGAUAGCUCGCCUUCACCUCUUCUCCCUCUUCGUAACUUGACCAUUCUCGAUCUGAGCAACAACAACUUAGCCAACAUAAACGAUGACCUGUUGGAGGGUCUGGAGAAACUGGAAAUUCUGGAUUUGCAGCAUAACAACUUAGCUCGGCUCUGGAAGCAGGCAAAUCCUGGUGGUCCUGUGCAUUUUCUAAAGGGUCUUUCUCACCUGCACUUCCUUAAUCUAGAAUCUAACGGCUUUGAUGAGAUCCCAGUAGAGGCCUUCAAGGACUUAUUUCAGUUAAAGGGUGUCAGUUUAGGAUUGAAUAAUUUAAACAUACUUCCAUCAUCUGUCUUUGAUAAUCAAGGGUCUCUAAAGUCAUUGAGCCUUCAAAAGAAUCUUAUAACAUCCGUUGAGAAGAAUGUUUUCGGGCCUGCUUUCAAGAACCUGAGUUAUUUAGACAUGAGCUUCAAUCCAUUUGAUUGCACAUGUGAAAGUAUUGCCUGGUUUGUUAAUUGGAUCAAUAGUACCCAUACCAACAUCUCAGAGCUACCAAGCCAUUACCUCUGCAAUACCCCACCCCAAUAUCAUGGUUUUCCAGUAAUGCUUUUUGAUAUAUCACCCUGCAAAGACAGUGCCCCCUUUAAACUCCUUUGCAUUAUAAAUACUAGUGUCCUAUUGAUUUUUACCUUUAUUGUACUGUUCAUCCAUUUUGAAGGCUGGAGGAUAUCUUUUUAUUGGAAUGUUUUAGUGCAUCAGGCUCUUGGUUUCAAGGAAAUGGAUAAACAGCCAGAACAGUUUGAUUAUGCGGCAUACAUAAUUCAUGCUUAUGAAGACAGGGAUUGGGUCUGGGAAAAUUUCUCCCCAAUGGAAGAAGAAGAUCAAACGCUCAGAUUUUGUCUGGAAGAAAGGGACUUUCCGGCAGGUGUCCUUGAACUUGAAGCAAUUGUUGAUAGCAUCAAAAGGAGCAGAAAAACAAUUUUUGUUAUAACACAGAAUCUAUUAAAAGAUUCAUUAUGCAAAAGAUUCAAGGUACAUCAAGCAGUCCAGAAAGCUAUUGAACAAAAUCUGGACUCCAUCAUCUUGAUCUUCCUGGAGGAGAUUCCGGAUUAUAAACUGAACCACGCACUCUGUUUGCGAAGAGGAAUGUUUAAAUCUCGCUGUAUCUUGAACUGGCCAGUUCAGAAAGAACGAAAACAUGCCUUUCAUCAUAAGUUGCAAGUAGCACUUGGAUCUAGAAAUUCAGUACAUUAAAUUUAUGUAAAUGCCAAAGUAACAAAGGAGUAACUUUCCUAAUUUAAAAAGUUUCAUGGUGAAUUUAAGUUUUACUUGAAAAUAAUAUAAAUCUAUUUAUAUUUUAUGGGUGAGAAUAUCAGAUCACAAUUCUCUCUUUUCUAUGGAAAUGUAUCUCCUUAUUUCAGGUCUUUGAAUACCAAUUGACUUAAUUUGACCCAAAA
This is a messenger RNA of Molossus molossus (Pallas's mastiff bat), 3290 nucleotides long. It is a transcript of the gene TLR3, whose product is annotated as toll like receptor 3. Gene Ontology annotation, cellular component: membrane. Gene Ontology annotation, biological process: toll-like receptor signaling pathway; inflammatory response; immune response. The transcript is spliced from 7 exons. Gene Ontology annotation, molecular function: protein binding; transmembrane signaling receptor activity. Bases 370 to 3087 code for a protein of 905 amino acids. Lineage: Eukaryota; Metazoa; Chordata; Mammalia; Chiroptera; Molossidae. The record is from RefSeq and is a predicted model, not a curated record.